ACUUUACCGCGGCAUCGGGGCCAGCGCGUCGCGUCGCGGUGUUCCUAACUUCAAAGUUGCGAUCGCAGUAUCUUACGCGUCUUUUUCAGUGUUCGAAACAUAUAAUUUAAAUUGAAAGUAAAUUAAUUUUCGGCCAGUAUUCAUAUUGCAAUACUUAUUUAAUAUAUAUUUUUUUCUAGAUAAAAUAUUUUUUUCGGCCAGUUCAUAUAUUGUUCAAACUUUAUUGUUUUGGCGGUUUGUUAUUAAGUUUGGUGGAGUUAAAAGAUGCGCCGCGAUUGCAGCUGCUUGAAAGAGAAGAAAAGCUGAUAUCGCAAAGGACUGGCUGGAAAUAAAAAUUUAAAAAUUAAAAACAAAAGCCGUAUAGAGCUGGUUGAAUAGGGCAUGAGAAAUUCUAUAGAGAACAUUUUGAAAAAACAAGUAAAUUUUUGUGGUGGUGGCAGUCGCAAAGGCGGCGCCGCGCGGUUCGGUUGUGGCUCGCUGGCGUUGCUGGUUGCUGGUGGGGGCGGGUGCCGUGAGCGCCCAGAAGAGCCCGCUCGGCUGGGCCAUGGGCAGCUCGCAGCGACUGGCGGCCGUGGCCGCGGUUUCGCAUGCCAGACAUUACUACAACCACACGCAACCCGACGUAGCCCAAGAAGCCUCGCCGUACACAAUCAAUGUUUUCUUUAUCAGCGCGACGUUAUGCGGCGUGCUGGUGGCGGUGUGCGCAGCAUGCUGGCGGCGAUCCGCGCCGUCCGACAAGCCGGAUGACGCCACCGAAUGCAGAGGAGUAUACACCGUCAGUGCUGACGUCACACUUACACAGGUGCAGGAGAACCUGCCCGGACCCCCUCCGGCCUACGACACCGUGGUUGCUGACGGGCCUUCGAACAAACAAUGUCACAGUCUACAGGAGGUGGUGACAGAGUCGUGUCCUCGCUGUGAGAACCCGCGAAGAGAGAGUGUCCGCGACGGCGGACUUCCUUCGUAUGAGGCUGCUGUCCUCCUCAAAGACACUAAGUUAUAAUAUGUCUAAUCAUUAUGAGACACUGUAUGUAUACGCAUGAAACUAGAUGCUAUGUCGAAGUCAAAACAUAUGCCAGAUACCGGCAUGCCACAGGGCGCAUCGCACUAGCGCCAACAUCAUGUUUUUAUCACUAGCUUAGGUAGGUCAGGUAGGACAGUACGUCCUGUCUCACUCAAAGCAACAAUUUAUUUAUCUGUUUACAUUUAAGGCCGGUACACAAUAACUGUCUACGUAUGUGUACGUAAUUUGCGUAUGGAAUUGUGACUGGCUGCAUAUGCAUACGCGUGUUACAAUUCCAUACAAUAAAAAAACAUACGCAUACAAUACGCAUGCCUUUAUGUGCACCAAAAUCAGCUUAUGUGUGUUUUUUUUGCUAUAUAUAGAGGUUGCUAUCCAUCCGAAUCUUGUGUCACUUAAUUUGGAAUACCACCGGUCUAGACCGAUAUGUUGCAUAUUUCAUACAGGUAAUUUAAAUUACCUGUAUGAAAUAUGUAAAUUAAUAAUAUUUUAAGUCACGAAAAUCCGGAUGACAGAUGUAUUGCAAGUCGUAUGGACGGACGCUUUAAAAUACUUUGAUGUUUUAAUACGUUUGCGGAGGCUAGACUAAAACGUAUAAGCCAAUCACCAGUCAACUUUGACGUUAACUUUAAGCUGCGCAUAGGUUAAAGUUGAUUGGUGCAACUGAGGUUAAUGUUAUAACUGCUAGUCGAGCGUCUGUGAACGUGUCAAAUACCGGACACGUUAUAAUAGAUGGUUUAUAAUAAAGUUAAAAGAGAAUGCAAUUUCAGAUGUUCUGAAAUUGAUUCUGUUCUGAAAUUAAUAUAUGACUUAAUUUACCAAAGUUUGGCCUAUUGUAUACUUAGCCUUAUAUAUUAAUAAAGUCGUAAUUGUCUUUAAAUUAAAAUUAAUUUAAUAUAUUUUACAAGCACUAUGUCAACACAAAACAACACAUUUAGGGUAGUUGUCAGUGUAAAAAAUAAAAUGAAUAAACAUUUCCAAAAGUCAUUUUGAAAUAUCCAGGGACGUUAAUAUCCAGGGUUCCUAAUUUACUAUUUAGACAGGAAUAUUAUACAGUAGCGACUCACGGGGCUAGAUAUUCUUGACAAUCGUCAAAACCAGAGCAGUUAUAUAAUAUGGCUACCGUAGAUGUUUUAUAAAAAAAACUAACAUAAAUAAUAAGAAGAUUUGAAACACGAAUGAUGAACUAUUCUCACAGCUUAUCUUCGAGACUUUCUCAUUGAUGCAAUAAUCUGCGGCUGUCUGUAUGCGGAUCACGUGUCAAGCAAGGUGGGUAUGCGGACCGCGUCUGCGGACCGUCAAACCGUCGGAUCCGACCAUGAUGAAUAGCGCGGACCGCUGACAGGAUAAAAGUUAAACGGAGAGCCGAAUUUUUAGAUAUCAUAGGUAUUUUACCCGACCAAAAAAAGGGGUUAUGUUUUUAGAUGUAUGUAAAUUUCUUUCUUUCAUCUUCGCGAAUUUUAGUGUGUAGUGUAACGCCGCAAAGCCCGUGGUCAGCUUUCAAAAUAAACCUUAAGAUUUUUAAGAUUCGGCUGUAAUUUUAAACCGGCCUGCCUUACGACAAUAUUUCUUGGGGAUCUCACGUGAGAAUAUGCAGUGGUUCUAAUCCAUUGCGGGACAACACGCCCUGUACGUGAAUUUCUUUAUUACACAAAAAUAUCUAAGAGUCUUAGAUAUCCAGUUACGAUGUACAGUAAUGUAAGUGAGCCAUUAUACUCAAUAGGCCUGGGGACAGCUAGAAACGGAGUCGUGUUUUUAUUUUUUUAAAUGGUGACAUAUUACUUUUACAUACGACGGAAUACAAUAGCAGAGUUGAUAAAUUCAUUACGUUGGAUGUUUAACUUUUCCAAAUGAUCCAAAUAAAAAAUAAUAAUACAGCUAUAUUGUGUAACUAUUACUCAAUAAAAGCUAUACAUGUUAUUGCUGAAUUUGUCAAAAUAGCCUAUUGUAAAGUUGUCCAAUAAUAGUCGCCGAGUUUAAAUCCGCAUCGUAAAAUAUUAUUGCUUAUUUUAUGUUAUUAGCUCAUGUUUACACGCUAAAAUGAUGAUACGGUGUUGUGGUUAGCGUUUUAGCAUCAAUUCAAUAGUGUGUACACACGAGGUCAUUUAAUCAACUCUUAUCAAUAUUUAGUAAUUAUGCUAUUUCUUACAUUAAUGGUUUAUUUGCAGCGUGCAGAUAGAAAAAUUACUUAUGUAAACUAUUCAAGUGAAACAAAAUUGAAUUAUUUCUUAAAUAGAGUAUAAUUCGCCAUUGUCAUAUAGAAGAAAUAGUAAUUUAAAUUUGUCCAUCCUGAGCCGGUGAAGAAUGUAGGAUUAAGUUUUCUUUGAACACCACAUUGUAAACAAUGUAAAGUCAGGUUUUUGCAAAUAAAUAUACUUUGUCUUUGUUUUUAGAGUGCCCAGAAGGCUGACGACAUCUUGAAUGAUCAAUGUAGUCGUCAACGUUGUCCAAUGUAGUCGCCACCUCUUGAGUCCCGAGAUAUAUUUUACAUGUGGAUGUUUUUACGCUGGCCUGGAAUCGAGGAAAAUACAUAUAUACCACCUGCUUUUUUUCCCGCGCAAAUCGUAAAAGUUAAGGCAAAGCGCUAAAACCUUUUUUUAGAAACUUGUCACUAUAAUUGGAUAGUACUGUAGCCGGAUAAUGCAAAUAAAUUGGUGGAAUGGCUUAUUGGUAAUAUAAGCCUAUAUAUAUAUA
Molecule: messenger RNA, 3715 nt
Organism: Plodia interpunctella (Indianmeal moth)
Lineage: Eukaryota; Metazoa; Arthropoda; Insecta; Lepidoptera; Pyralidae
Exons: 5
Coding region: 545-1003 (152 amino acids)
Source: RefSeq, a predicted model, not a curated record